AAUGGCGGAUGUUCUGUUGUUUGACAACAUGAAGUUUAUCUGUUUUGUCGUCUCAUAAAUAGUGAUUUUUCUCUAAAAUGUCGGGAGGUGUUGGUGUCAAUUUACGGGUUACGGGACACUGUAAUCAAGGUGGCCGUAAGUAUAUGGAAGAUAUGUUUUCGGUCGCGUAUCAGCAGACAGCGGACUUGAAAGAUCUUGAGUACGCCUUCUUCGGAAUAUUCGAUGGCCAUGGCGGACCUGAAGCUGCGACCUAUGCCAAAGAACAUUUAUUAGAUUCUAUCGUAAGUCAAAAAGCAUUUUGGAGUGAUAGAGAUGAAGAUGUACUGCGUGCAAUUCGCGAAGGCUACAUGUCAACCCACUACACUAUGUGGAAGGAUAGAGAUAAAUGGCCAACCAAUUCUUCUGGACUUCCUAGUACCUCCGGAACCACUGCAACAAUUGCAUUUAUCAUGAAGAGUAAGAUUUACAUCGGCCAUGUUGGUGAUUCAGGCAUUGUCUUAGGAUUCCAAGAAGGAACUGACCCCACAUGGCAGGCAAAGCUUUUAACAAGGGAUCACAAACCUGAAAGUUUCACUGAAAAAAGAAGGAUACAUUUGUGUGGAGGCAAAGUUAUCUCAAAAGCAGGUGUUCCUCGAGUAGUUUGGAAUCGGCCCAAAAUUGGCCACAGAGGUCCUGUACGGAGAUCAACACCAAUUGAUGAAAUUCCUUUUUUGGCUGUAUCGAGAUCAUUAGGAGAUUUUUGGAGUUACAAUUCUGAGUAUGACAAGUUUGUCGUCUCGCCAGAGCCUGACGUCAGUGUUUUUCCAGUUGAUCCGCAAAAGCAUCGAUGUCUUAUUUUUGGAACCGAUGGUUUAUGGAAUGUUAUGAACCCAUCUUAUGCUGUUCAGACAGUCCAGUGGACAGAAAUUCAAAAUGAAAAACACGUUAUCAACCAAACUCAAAACCAAAAUCAUCCAGAGUGGAUAAAUCCAAGUAAAAAUUUAGUGGAUGAAGCGCUAUUCCUGUGGUCAGUGAAAAAUCUGAGAGCAGACAAUACUAGUGUAGUUACUUUAAUGUUGGAUCCCCCUGGACCACCUCGAGCUCAGGUAUUGAUGUCUCAACUGAAGAGGAAUUGUAGUGCAAAUGAAAAACCACUGAGCAGCACACCUCUUGAAGCGGGAUCAAAACUUUGUGGAUCAAAAGGGAGCAUGUCCCCUCAAACCUCUAAUGAUAUUCCUUUAGAAAUGGGUGAAGAAAACUUACCAGCUGUUCCCGCCUCAGGAAGUGUAGCAUUGUUCACUCAUUAUGGCUCAAACCAAUAUUCACUACCUUGGUCCAUGAACAAAUCCUCAGCGCCAAUGUCAUCUCCAAAGGAAGAUUUAGAUGCCUCUAUCAUCGACCAUGAAAGGCUGUUGUCAAAUUCUCCCGAUAAAUCAAGCAACAGGAACAGCAAUAGCAGCCAAAGUGGCACAUGUACAAGCAACAUUGUAGAUGAAAGCCAUAGAAAUUUGGUUCAAAUCAAUGAAAUUUCCUCUUCAAGUACCUCUGAAAACCGAAAUAGUGAUAAUGAUGAAAAAUGUGUAUUUGCUAAUAAUAUAAUUCAGAAAUUCAAGAGGAAGCCUAAUAUUUGCUCUGAAACUAGUCAUUGUAUGAACAAUACCUCAACUUUGCCGAAGAAAAAAAGGUCUAGUGAAGGUGUCAGAGAUGAUGAAAAAGCUGGCAGCAAUAGUGACGUAGAAAAUGAGCGUGAUAAUUGGCAGUCAACGCCAGCCUCUACCUCAAAUUCGAUGAAACGACGAAAAUCGAAAAAAUCGUCCUCGGAUUGGAACAGAACUUCUCACAGCAUAAUGUCUCCCCUUCCAAAUACAGGUAAAAUGAGCUCUAUGAAGAAACCAGUUCGAUCAAUCGAGACUACAACCAGGACUCUGCGCUCGGAUACAUCAGCGGCAACACCUGUCAAAACUCUUCGAUCAAGGAAUGUAGAUUUAUCAUCGUGUAAUAAGCAGCAGUCGGACUUCUCUAUGCCAGUCAAGUGCUCCAGAAAUGUGGAUCUUUCCUCGUCCAAGUUAGCUGUGCUUCCAAGAACUGGCGUCUUUUCUAGGACUUCAGAAAAUGUACACUGUUUAGGGUCGUCUCCGAUUUUGAAAAGGUCGGCUUCUAUGUCACCAACUCCUCAUAUUCUGGCAAACAAGUAUGGGAAGCAAUCAAACUCUCUGUCCCCGCCAGCCAAGCGAUUUUCUAAAGAUGUAAGCAACAGUAGGCAGUGUAUGAAAACAAGGAGUCAUGUAAGUCGUCGCUUCAUUAAGUGAAUCCUUAAAGACCCUGCCUUUCAAAGUCUCAACUUUAUCUCGCAUUUCGAGCAAAUUUUCAGAGAAUUUCAAUGAUUGUUUAUAUCUCCCUUAAAUUUUAGUUUUUUUUUUUUUUUACAAUUAGUACAGCCAUUAACAAUCAUCAUGGUUUUUUCUUUUUUUGAAAGUGAAGAAAUCACUUUUUGGUGUAACACUCAGGUAACUUCGGAAUAUCUACAUUUAUGCCAGCAUUUUCAAGACUAAUUCCCUGGUGCCAGUUAUAAAUCAAAAUUCAAUUUAAAUUAGUAUUGAAAGAGGACUGAUCAGUGUUUGCGCAAAGUUUUGUUACUUAUCAUUACCUACUAAACUCUGGCUGAGUUUCUACUCAAAUAAUUCACAAUUUAAUGCAGCUUAAUUUAGAUCUGUUCGAAAUGCUUUGAUCUGGUUGAACCAGUAAAGUGCUGCUCAGAUCUCUUCAAUUAGAACCAAAACGUAUUUGAAAGCUUGUUGAUGGUAUGUUUGAUAAAAAUUGAACCAUCAGUUAUAUUUACCAAUAAAGAUUGCAUUAUACUGCUACCAUUCAAGUCAAACAUGUAUUCUUGACUAAGUUCAUGCAACGGUUUUCAACUUUCAUUACACCAUGCGAGUCUAUAAACACAUAUUCAACCGGUCCAAGAAAUGCUUGAAUAAAUGUAGCUCCUGUCACCAAAAUGAAUCUAUAUUUUUUUAUUUUUAAAGUGAAACGUGCUAAGGGUACUUAUACUGAAUGCACUAGGAUAUUGUACUGAUGAAAUCAAUGUUCACAAAAUGGAAUUUUUAAAGAAUCACUGAGGUAAGAACUGCCAGAAAGUCACAUUACGUUUCUUUGACGUGAAUUUUUUACCAAUCCUAUCUUCUGAACUCCCUAUCAACCUUUACCCAGAAAUGAUUUGUAUCACUGCUCUGUGGAUUUUCAAAAACCUAAAUCUACUUUUCUUAUUUUCAGUGGUUUUGAGUUUUGAAAAUGAACUAGGUGUCUGCAAAGACAUAGCGUAACCUUUCAGUCUACAUAGUGAUGAGCAAACCAUCUAUCCUAUUUCGAGGAGACUUGGUGCUGAUUUUUUCCACCACCAUAAAAUUUUAACUCUUGGUUUCUCAAAAUUACUGGGUUGAAAAAUGGGAGCUGAACUCAUAUGUUAUUGAAAUACACUAUUAGAUCUCAUUCGUGCCUUAUUGCAUAUUAAAUACUUCAGUGGAUCUUCAUCUUAGCUUGAUUUUUGUGGUCUUCAAAAUGUGCAUUCAUGCCUAUUACUCCCUUAUGACAUUUUUUAAAAAAUUACCCAUUUUUAUUAUCUCGUCCUAGCAGAUGCGUGUAGCUGUACCUUUUACUGUUUAAGUAGUUGAAAGUUUUAAGAAUUUUUGUUCACUUUUUGAAAAAGUUUGUCAUCAUUAUCAGAGAAUAUGUAGGUGUAUCACAUUUUUAGUUGUCCUUUUCUUAAUCUUAUUUAUGUAUCAAGAAUAAGUCGUUGCAAUCAAAAUGUCCCCUUUAUUUCUCUCUGUCGUUGUGUUCAGAGAAUCUACCUUCAUAAGUAGAAAAUUACCAUCGCAGUUUUAAAUACAUAAAUGUUUUUGAAAUCUUUGACAGUCCCUUUAAAUCAUCGAUAAAUAAUUAUUUUCUUUGGCAGCUUAAAUGCCCUAAAUUAAAAAAUUAAGUUGCAACUAUUUUACCACAUUUUUAGUACUCUCUUUAUCGGAGCAAAAUAUUACCAUGAAUCAUCAACAGACACAAAAACGCCGUAAUUUUCAUUACUAGUAGGCUAGUUUAAUUCUGUAUGUAUGUAAUUUGGAAAGCUGACAGCAAAUAAAGGAGUUGAAUUCUUACUAAGGGCAAUUCAGGAAAAAAUUCAUGCUGGAGAGUUAGAAAAUUUUUUUAAUUUUACCAUUAAUUUUAAGUAUAUCCUCAAUAUCUGUUCUGUUUAACCGGAAUUUUUAUGCUGGGCUGAGGAUUUCGACAAGUCUCACAAAUGGCUGUGUAUCCAAUUUACCAAAUAACAAAACAAGCAUCCAGCUUAUUAAGUUGUGGCUCGCACUUACUAUGAAAUCAGGUGCGCCACUUUUCAGCUAACUAAUUGAAGCCUUAUCAAAAUAUUCACCUGUGUCAGCGAUGCAAGAGCAAAUUUCAAUUUCAGUACAUAGGAGGUCUCUGAUUUAAUACUGUGUUUGGAUUGUAUCUUGUUUGUAAACAUGAGACGUCCUCAUCUUUAUGAGCUGCUUUGAUCAAGUUUUUGCCUCCAUUCACAUAUUGAAUUAAACUUGUUGGGUUAAAACUAUAUGUGUUUCUCUUUUUUUUUUUAAAGAAAUAAAUAUUUUAAAUCUUUUUUAAAUUUAGAACUCAGAACUCUCCUAUUCUCAUACUUUGUUUGCGGCUCUCUUUCAACAAUGCAUUCUUGUACCAUUUUAACCGGAAAUUUUCUCUUCAAAAACGGUUUGAUAAGAUUUCACUAUGAAUAAGCAUCAUUUGUAACCCGUGCAACGUUUUUGUGUGUCCAGAGGUGGUUCUUUCAUUGCUCACACAACAACUAAGUAUGUGAUUAUGAUAAAGAGGACAAAAAUAUUUGCCUGAAGGUUUAUUUCUGUACCAGUUUGAGCUAUACUAACAUUGCAUCUCUACAAAAUAUUACCAUCCUUUUAACUAUAGUAUCAAAAUCCAGGCCAAAAUAUUUAGCUGUGCUCCCUGUAAAGUAAUGAGAAUACAAUAAUGAGUAUUCAGAAUGAAAUAAAAUAUAGUUCAAUCCAAAUUUAUUUUUAAAAAAAAAAAACAACAAAUAAAUGCUCUUAAGCACAGAUUUUAACUUUAUUUCCCUCCAUAAAUUUUGAUAAAGAUAUCAUUUUUAUCUGCAAAGACAUUUUAGAUUCGGGAAUCAAGUAUGGAAUAUACUAUUUAUUUUUUAAGUCUUCCAGUCUACUAAACUGGAAAUAGAUUUGCUCUUAUUUUAAAGUUUAAUCUGUUUGUUAUUGAGUUUUUGAAUUCGUCAAUUUGGUAUUAUUAUAAGUUUAUACUCAUCCAUCUCUAUCUAGAUUUGUGUAUUUGAUAUUUUUUCGAGAUGAAUCAUCUAUAAUCGUUGUCCUCAAUCUCUUUAUCCUGAAAACUUAAUUUUAUUUUUCUCAAGAUUUAUGAUUAGGUUAUCUUUUAUUGUUGGCAGAUUUGUAUAUGUUUAUUUUUUGUAAUUUCUUUUUUUUUCCAAAUACAUACCAAUGCAUUAUGUUUCUAUGAAAGUUUAAAUCAUGAAGAAUAAAUUAGUUGUUAAUUAUGAUAGAAAA
Bemisia tabaci is the source of this 5567-nucleotide messenger RNA. RefSeq names its product protein phosphatase 2C (gene Pp2C1). Gene Ontology annotation, biological process: protein dephosphorylation. The record is from RefSeq and is a predicted model, not a curated record. NCBI's taxonomy places the organism in Eukaryota, Metazoa, Arthropoda, Insecta, Hemiptera, Aleyrodidae. Gene Ontology annotation, molecular function: protein serine/threonine phosphatase activity; cation binding.